Molecule: messenger RNA, 933 nt
Organism: Entamoeba dispar SAW760
Lineage: Eukaryota; Evosea; Mastigamoebida; Endamoebidae
Product: palmitoyltransferase PFA3, putative
Exons: 1
Coding region: 1-933 (310 amino acids)
Biological process (GO): peptidyl-L-cysteine S-palmitoylation; protein targeting to membrane
Cellular component (GO): endoplasmic reticulum; Golgi apparatus
Molecular function (GO): protein-cysteine S-palmitoyltransferase activity
Source: RefSeq, a predicted model, not a curated record
AUGAUAGAGGACAUUGAUUAUUAUUAUCCAAAUCCUAAACCUAAAUGUUCUGAAGGAUAUGAUAUUGAAGAAAUUGAAGCACCAGACACUGUAUAUAUAGUUGUAUCAAAAGUAUUAAUGUAUGGAGUAUUUGUACUUACUACGAUAGGAACAGUACAAACAUAUUUUGGAAACAAUUUGGUCAUUACUAUUGGAGAUUUGAUUGGGCUAAUGCUCUUCAUUUUAUUAACGUAUUGUCAUUAUAAAGUUAUACAUACAUCUCCUGGUAUUGUACAAAAUUAUAUACCUGUUGCCUCACAACAAGAAUUAAAUGAAGCUAUUGAAAGAGUGAAAAAAGGAAAUCGUAGUGGUUGUAAAACUUGUGACAUUUGUUAUCGUGUCAGAUGGUGUAGUAAAUGUAAAAAAUUUCGACCUCCACGAUCUUAUCAUUGUAAAAAAUGUGGUUAUUGUAUUGAAAAACGAGAUCACCAUUGCCCAUGGGUUUCAAACUGUAUUGGAAAAAAUAAUAUGAAAUUUUUUGUUCAAUUUAUAUUUUAUGCGUCAUUAGCACUAUUGCUUGCUUCAGUUAUAAAUGGAUUUUCAAUCUUUCAUGCUGUUAUACAUUAUGAUUUAUUACAUGGAUCAUUUAAUUGGUCAAUAAUUACGUUAAUUGUUCCAUCGGCUGUAGGAAUGGCAAUUGGAUUAGCCUUAUUUGCAGGGAUGUUAGUACUGUUAAUAAAUUACCUCAUAGCAAUUAUGCACAACGAGACUUCUAUGGAAUCUAUUGAAAUUGCAAGAUUAUUGAAAGUUAAUAAAGGAAAACGAGAUCUUGUUUUUGAAAAUAUUCCAUCUUAUAACAGGGGUGUAUUUAAUAAUAUUAAAGAAACUAUGGGACCUACAGUAUUUGAUUGGUUUAUACCAUCACAACGAAGAAGUAAUGAGUUAGAACUUUAA